Messenger RNA from Cotesia glomerata, 2160 nucleotides. It is a transcript of the gene 26-29-p, whose product is annotated as digestive cysteine proteinase 1. The coding region runs from base 145 to 1854 and encodes 569 amino acids. Gene Ontology annotation, molecular function: cysteine-type endopeptidase activity. Gene Ontology annotation, cellular component: lysosome. The transcript has 9 exons. Gene Ontology annotation, biological process: immune response. The record is from RefSeq and is a predicted model, not a curated record. Lineage: Eukaryota; Metazoa; Arthropoda; Insecta; Hymenoptera; Braconidae.
CUAUGAAGAGUAUCAAAGAUGCUGAGUAAACGUUGGAGAUUUUUUUACCAGCGCAGACGCGCAAUAUAAAAGGAGGCGUGAAUUGCUAUUUUGUGAAUCAUUUUGUUAUUCACGCUUUUGUUAUCAUCUUCGACGUGAAACAAAAUGAAUUAUUUAAGGAUAUUUGUUAUCCUAUUUAUCGGAAUCUCGUGUGCAAAUGCCUUCAUAAAAAACCCAAAAUUCAGCAAGAAGCAUUUGAAAUCUCCACUUAAAACAAAAUAUCUAACAUCUCCAACAUUUAGUAAUCAGUAUGUCACAAAAGGAACUUUAUAUAUUCCGUAUGCUGAAAUAAAAGAGCCGUUUUACGCCUGGUAUGAUGGCGAGCUAGGAUCAAGUCGUAUCGAUUAUUACGGAGGAAUGGUGAAAACAUUCCAGCUUAGCGGUGAUGGAAGUCACGGAUCGAGUAUCAAAAUAGCUCCGAUGACUACUGAACAGGAAUUGAAUAAAGAGUCAUGUUUCAAAAUUUACGGAGACGAUCAAAUGGCUAUCCAGCCGCAAACAAUUCUUCCAGAUACGAGUGGCAUGCAGUGCAUCGGGGAAGAAAUAAUCGAUGGGGCUCCUUGUGAAAAAUGGCGCCUUGUAGAGAAGUUUGGUGAAAAAACUAAUAAAUAUACUCUUUGGAUUAGAUACAAGAAAUCAGUUAAUAAUGGAGUAAAACAAGCUAUUCCAGUAAGAUACGAGAUGAAAGGAUUUAAUUCACUUUUAGGAUCUCAUUAUGAUCAUUAUUAUUUGGAUUAUGAUUGGUAUUCAUAUGAAACUCCAGAUGCAAAUGUUUUCCAAAUUGCUAGCAACAUGUCAUGCACUAGUUUCCCAGGACCAGGAGACCGACAUCUGUAUACAUUCAAUCCUAUCCAUGAAUUUAUUUCUAAUGAUCACCGUCACGUAGACACAGAGUUUGAAAUUUUCAAAAGAAAACACAACAAACAGUACGACGGUAUAAAAGAGCAUGGUAACCGAAAGGAAAUAUUCCGUCAAAAUUUGAGAUACAUCCACUCAAUAAACCGAAAGAAUCAAGGCUUCCAAUUGGCAGUGAAUCAUUUGGCUGAUCGCAACGACACCGAGUUGAAAUACUUACGAGGAAAGCGAUUCAGUCCAAUUUCUUACAACGGUGGACUACCUUUCCCACAUGACGUAGAAAAAGAGUCUGCUGCGCUACCAGAAAAUCACGACUGGAGACUUUAUGGCGCCGUAACACCCGUUAAAGAUCAGUCAGUUUGCGGAUCUUGCUGGAGUUUUGGUACAACAGGCGCAGUCGAAGGUGCUUACUUUAUGAAGUACAAAAAUCUGGUACGAUUAUCUCAACAAGCGCUGAUAGAUUGCUCUUGGGGCUACGGUAACAAUGGCUGUGACGGCGGUGAAGACUUCCGAUCAUACGAGUGGAUCAUGAAGCACGGUGGACUCCCUACUGAAGAUGAGUACGGCGGAUACAUUGGGCAAGACGGUUACUGUCAUAUCAAUAAUGUUACGUUAACUGCUAAGAUGGCUGGUUUUGUCAAUGUUACUUCUGGGGAUCCUAAAGCGUUGAAGGUCGCUCUUUAUAAAAAUGGUCCAGUGUCCAUUGCCAUUGAUGCUUCACAAAAAGCUUUCUCUUUCUAUUCUAAUGGAGUUUUCUACGACGCUCAUUGCAAAAAUACAGUAGACGGUUUAGAUCACGCUGUUCUAGCAGUUGGCUGGGGAUCAAUGAAUGGCGAAGAUUACUGGCUCGUUAAAAAUUCAUGGUCUAAUUACUGGGGUAAUGAUGGGUACAUUCUAAUGGCUCAAAAAGAUAACAAUUGUGGCGUUUUAACAGCACCAACUUAUGUCAUAGCUGCGUGAAGAGAAGCACCGAAAUAAUCUGUGAUUCUACAUACGAAUUUAAAAAAAAAAAUAUGAAUAUUAUUAAAAAUAAAAAGUUAAUCGUUUAUAUAGAUAGAUUAUAUAACAAUAAUAGGAGCUGACCUUAACACACUCAUUAAAGUAAGAUCAUUAUUUUUUUAUUAGAACUAUUAUGUUUAGAUUAUAUUGUAUCAUUACUAAUAUUGUAAACUAUACAUCCUGUUUAUAAGAUGUUAAAAUAAUUCAAUUUAACUUCAUCAAAUUAUAAUAUUAAAUUUAAGAAAUAAAUUUUCUUAAUGUUUUAAA